AUGGCCGGUCCUAAGUCUACUACAUCCUCUGCGUCGUCCAAUGCUGUCCGUUCCUUACUCAGGGCUUACAACGAAAACACAUCGAGCCGCCUGAAAUUCAUCGACGCAUUCCUGCUAUUCCUGAUGCUGUCUGGCAUCAUUCAGUUCGUGUACUGCAUCCUUGUUACUAAUUUCCCCUUCAAUGCAUUCCUCGCUGGCUUUGGCAGCUGUGUCGGGCAGUUUGUGCUUACUGCGUCCCUGCGCUCACAAGUCAACCCGGUGAACAGAGCAGAAUUCAAGGAUGUAUCCCCAGAACGUGCCUUUGCUGACUUUGCUCUUGGUUCGAUCGUACUACAUUUCUUUGUGUAUAAUUUCCUCGGAUGA
Messenger RNA from Postia placenta MAD-698-R-SB12, 363 nucleotides. RefSeq lists its product as hypothetical. Gene Ontology annotation, cellular component: oligosaccharyltransferase complex; membrane. Gene Ontology annotation, biological process: protein N-linked glycosylation. The coding region runs from base 1 to 363 and encodes 120 amino acids. The transcript has 3 exons. The record is from RefSeq and is a predicted model, not a curated record. NCBI's taxonomy places the organism in Eukaryota, Fungi, Basidiomycota, Agaricomycetes, Polyporales, Adustoporiaceae.